Copidosoma floridanum is the source of this 2307-nucleotide messenger RNA. RefSeq names its product Aldehyde dehydrogenase (gene Aldh). Lineage: Eukaryota; Metazoa; Arthropoda; Insecta; Hymenoptera; Encyrtidae. Gene Ontology annotation, molecular function: oxidoreductase activity, acting on the aldehyde or oxo group of donors, NAD or NADP as acceptor. The record is from RefSeq and is a predicted model, not a curated record.
AUGCAAGCAGUGGUCAAUAAUACUGGUGGUCUAUUCUUCCUGGACGCACCUAGAGGAACAGGGAAAACAUUUGUCAUUUCAUUGAUUUUGGCCACUAUUCAAUCAAGAUGUGACAUAGCUUUGGCGUUAGCAUCAUCUGGAAUUGCGGCGCUUAAGUUGCCACUCAAUUCAAACACAAUUGAUACUCCAACAUGCAAUAUUUCCCGAUCUAGUGCAAUAGGAAAAUUGUUGAUGCAAUGCAAGCUCAUUGUUUGGGAUGAGUGCACAAUGGCACAUAAGAAAUCACUUGAAGCCCUUAACUUCACACUGAAGGAUCUUCGGCGAAAUAACAACAUCUUCGGCGGUUUGAUGAUAUUGUUGGCAGGCGAUUUCAGGCAGACGUUGCCAGUAAUUCCCCGUGUAACGCCUGCAUAUGAAUUGAAUGCUUGCCUGAAGGCAUCACCUUUAUGGAAUAACGUAAAAACAUUAUCGCUAACCACUAAUAUGAGAGUUGAACUUCAAAAUGAUCAAAACUCUCAAUUAGCUCUUAUUAAAAAUGUUUUCCCAAACAUUAGUAAGAAUUAUCAGAAUUAUGCUUGGUUAAGUCAACGAGCAAUUCUUGCCGCAAAGAAAAAUGAUGUACACGCACUGAAUUUCACCAUUCAAUCAAAAAUUGCUGGCGAUUUGGUGACAUACAAAUCCGUUGAUUCCAUAACAAAUCCCGAUGAUGUAGUAAAUUAUCCAACGGAGUUUUUGAACUCUCUGAAGUUACCAGGAUUUCCACCACAUAACUUGCAACUCAAAAUUUUUAUCGACAAUGAGUGGCAUACAUCAAAGUCUGGCAAAAAAUUUGAAACUAUAAAUCCAGCGACAGAAGAAGUUAUUGCUUGUGUUCAGCAUGGUGCGGCUGCAGACAUAAAUAUCGCUGUAGAAUCUGCAAGAAAGGCUUUUAAGUUUGGUUCAUCCUGGAGAACUAUGGAUGCAUCUAAAAGAGGAUUUCUCUUAAACAGACUAGCCGAUCUAAUGGAACGUGAUCGUCAAUACAUUGCUUCCCUUGAAACGUUGGAUAAUGGUAAACCAUAUUCAGCAUCUUAUAAUUUUGAUAUAUCGUCAAGCAUAUCAACAAUGAGGUACUUCGCAGGCCUGGCUGACAAAAAUCAUGGAAAAGUUAUUCCUAUGGAUGGUAAAUUUCUUGCUUACACCAGGCAUGAGCCAGUUGGUGUCUGUGGACAAAUCAUACCAUGGAAUUUUCCAUUUCUAAUGGCAGCAUGGAAACUGGCCCCUGCUCUUGCUACAGGCAACUGUAUUGUUCUCAAACCAGCAGAACAAACACCACUUUCUGCCUUAUACUUAGCACAACUAACAAAAGAGGCAGGAUUUCCCUCUGGCGUAGUCAAUGUUGUCCCAGGUUAUGGUGAUGCAGGUGCUUCUCUAGUGUAUCACCGUAACGUUGAUAAAAUUGCUUUCACUGGCUCUACAGAAAUUGGACAAUUGGUGCAAGAAGGAGCUGCUAAGACUAACUUAAAAAGAACAACGUUAGAAUUAGGAGGAAAAUCUCCAAACAUUAUCUUUAAAGACGCUGAUUUGGAUCAUGCUGUUGAAACUGCCCAUUUUGGUUUAUUUUUUAACAUGGGACAAUGCUGUUGUGCUGGUUCUCGAACAUACGUUGAAAGCUCAAUUUACGAUGAGUUCGUUGAAAAAAGUGCUGCUAGAGCUAAAGCCAGGAUAGUUGGAAAUCCUUUUGAUUUGAAUGUAGAACACGGUCCUCAAGUAGACGAAGAACAAAUGAAGAAAAUAUUAAAAAUGAUUGAUUGUGGAAAGUCUGAAGGUGCCAAAUUGGUGGAAGGGGGAGGUAAAAUUGGUGAAAAAGGAUAUUUUAUUUCUCCCACAGUGUUUUCCAAUGUGACAGAUAAUAUGACUAUUGCAACCAAAGAAAUCUUUGGACCAGUGCAACAAAUUUUAAAAUUUGAUAAGAUUCAUGAAGUUAUCGAACGAGCAAAUAAAACAGAUUAUGGAUUAGCUGCUGCUAUUUUUACAAAAGACAUAGAUAAAGCUAAUUACAUUACACAAGGAUUACGAGCUGGAACAGUAUGGAUAAACACUUAUAAUGCUCUAGCCCCUCAGGUGCCAUUUGGUGGAUACAAAAUGUCUGGCCAUGGUAGAGAACUCGGAGCAUAUGGUUUAGAAGCCUAUACAGAAGUUAAGAGCGUUAUUACUAGAGUGCCUGAAAAAAAUAGUUAAUUUCACCAGUCAAAUAAGUGAUAGGUUAUACGCAUAAAAGUAUGUUUCAGUAUCUGUUUUGACCCGAAUAAAAAUUUUCUUAGCAAG